AAUAAAAUCUUAAAAUAAAAUAAAUGCUUUACAUAUAUUAAUUCCUUUUAAUCUUACAAAAUGUUUAUGAAAUGGGAUCUCUUCUCCAUUUUUACAGAUGAGGUAAGGCACACAAAGGUUAAGUAAAUUUCCUUAAGAUUGUACUGCUGGUAAGUAAGUGAAGAACCCAGUCAGUCAGACUUCAAAAACCCAUUCACUUAUCCAUUUUGCUAUAAUGCAUAAUUACUGUAUACUUGUUGAAUGAAUGGAUAUUUUCAUCUUUAGUAUAUAUUGGUUACAGCUUUGGUAUCUAUUUUCCACUUUGGGUAAAAGACUAAGGAUAUUUCACUUCGGGGAGAAUACUUUUCAAAGGAGGAUACAACUUUCUUAGUAAACUUUUGUGAGUGACUCUUAACUGUUAAUAGUGAGUAUUCAAAUUGUGUACUUACACCUUGAGGGAUUUCAGAUAAGGUGUCUUUUUCAAAGAAAGUUUGAGGUAUUCGUAAUAUUUAUAGAUGAAUUUUGAUUUGUGUUAAGUGUCUUAUUACCUGUUACUUGUUUUCAGUUGAGUGGUGACUUUAUGCAAUGGCUUCAAGCCACAGUUCUUCACCAGUGCCUCAAGGAAGCAGCAGUGAUGUUUUCUUUAAAAAAGAGGUAGAUCCAACAAAACACAUUCGACCUGUGCAGUCACUGCCAGAUGUAUGUCCUAAGGAACCCACAGGUGAUUCAAAUAGUUUAUGUGUUGCCCCAUCUCUAGUUACAGAUCAACAUAGAUGGACUAUAUAUCAUUCCAAAGUAAACCUUCCAGCAGCAUUAAAUGAUCCUCGAUUAGCAAAAAGAGAAUCUGACUUCUUCACAAAAACAUGGGGAUUGGACUUUGUGGACACUGAAGUCAUACCUUCAUUCUACCUCCCACAGAUCAGCAAGGAACAUUUUACAGUUUAUCAACAGGAAAUCUCUCAGGUAAUACCUAGUCAAAAGGAAUAGAAAGAUCUUUAGUUUGAUUUAUUGUAGAUUUUUGACCAGUAAUCUUUGAUGAGUCUGUAGUAUUCUUUUCUGUCUAUAUACAUUCUACUGUCCUGGUUUGUAUUUAAUUCGUUGCUUAGAUAUAUGUAAAUAUAUUUCUCUUUCUGUAGUGAUUUUUCAGAAUUAUACUUUACUAAUAGUGCUAAGAUUCAUCAUGAAAUCCACCCUACCUACCAAGGAGAAAAUUCUUCAGUUAGGCCAAUAAACCCCAGAUGAUUUGUGAGGUUUAAGGAAUGAAUAGAGUAGAACUCUUUCUGUGUCUCUCAUUUACCACAGAAAAUUUAAUAGAGCAUGCUAGCUCUAGCAGAUAGUCUUAAUAUCUUUAGACAUAAUAUGUUAUUCUAAACUCAGUUCUGAGCAAGAACUGAAUGUAUUGCUUAGUUUAAGAAGGCUUGUUAUUCAUUUUUAGUGAGUAUUAAUGUAAUUUUGGUUACCAUUUUAGUCUUUAAAAAACUCAUUUUUAAAGGGGUUAUUAAAGUUUUUUUCUUUACUGAGGUAUAAUUGACAUACAACGUAAUAA
This is a messenger RNA of Ailuropoda melanoleuca (giant panda), 1525 nucleotides long. Its product is annotated as vacuolar protein sorting-associated protein 54-like. The coding region runs from base 565 to 966 and encodes 133 amino acids. Gene Ontology annotation, molecular function: syntaxin binding. The record is from RefSeq and is a predicted model, not a curated record. The transcript is spliced from 2 exons. Gene Ontology annotation, biological process: Golgi to vacuole transport; retrograde transport, endosome to Golgi. NCBI's taxonomy places the organism in Eukaryota, Metazoa, Chordata, Mammalia, Carnivora, Ursidae. Gene Ontology annotation, cellular component: GARP complex.